AUGGAAGGUUGUGAGUUGUAUUUUUCAGAUCCUCCCGCAGGAGAGAAAAAAGGUGUGCUGAAGUCAAUUGAUAGAGAUAUUGCUUUGGCACAGGUAGAGACUGAAAAGAAAUUGUCCAUCAUCAAGGCAUGGGAGGAGAGUGAGAAAGCUAAAGCUGAAAACAAAUCUCAAAAGAAGUUGUCAGCUAUAUCAUCAUGGGAGAACUCGAAGAAAGCAGAUUAUGAAGCAGAGCUGAAAAAGAUGGAGCAAAAAUUAGAGAACAAGAAGGCAGAAUAUGCUGAGACAAUGAAAAACAAAAUUGCUAUGAUUCACAAAGCAGCAGAAGAGAAGAGAGCAACGACUGAGGCUAUGCGCAGUGAAGAGCUAUUGAAGGCAGAAGAAAGUGCAGCAAAAUAUCGCGCCACAGGGCAGAUGCCAAAGCAAGGUUGUAGCUGCUUCAGCUCAUGAGAAAUGGAGCCAGUAACAAGGUGUUAUCUCAUGCAUGCUUUCUAUGUUAUGGUGUGUUACUGAGAACUUCAGCUUGUACAUUGUAAGAAAAUGAAAGGUGUUUAAUUUACAA
Molecule: messenger RNA, 559 nt
Organism: Zingiber officinale
Lineage: Eukaryota; Viridiplantae; Streptophyta; Magnoliopsida; Zingiberales; Zingiberaceae
Product: remorin-like
Exons: 5
Coding region: 1-447 (148 amino acids)
Source: RefSeq, a predicted model, not a curated record